Messenger RNA from Mytilus californianus (California mussel), 2521 nucleotides. Its product is annotated as alkyldihydroxyacetonephosphate synthase, peroxisomal-like. Gene Ontology annotation, molecular function: alkylglycerone-phosphate synthase activity; FAD binding. The record is from RefSeq and is a predicted model, not a curated record. NCBI's taxonomy places the organism in Eukaryota, Metazoa, Mollusca, Bivalvia, Mytilida, Mytilidae. The transcript is spliced from 19 exons. Gene Ontology annotation, biological process: lipid biosynthetic process. Bases 76 to 1956 code for a protein of 626 amino acids.
CGUUUUUCAUUAUACAAACCUUUGAACCAACGCCUGAUCGGUCCAGUUACUGUUUAUCACUGUUUAUAUAAGAACAUGUCGAAGGACAGGCAUACUAUUGUGAAUAAACACAUUUGUGAAAAUUCAAGCCAUAGUUACAGCUUGACUCAAUGCAAUGGUACAGAGAAAAACAAUGUUGCAGCACAAAAUGAAGCCCCGUCAAUGCCAAAACGCCGACAAGAAGUGUUAAAAUGGAAUGGUUGGGGAUACAAAGAUUCAAAGUUCAAGGUCAACAAGGAUGGACAAGUAGAGUUCACAGGAGAAAGAUACAAACUUAGUGGACAGACCAUGCCUAUGUUAAAAGAAUGGAUGAUGGCUACAGUUGGAAUAAGUCUAGAUCAUAAAACACCUGCACAGCCUGAAUUAACUGCUAAAGAUAUACAGGCACCUAUCAAACGUGAAGAUUUUAUGUCAGACCUGAGACGUACAGGAAUAAGUAAUACAGACGACUGCCAAGACAGACUUUUCCGAGCUCACGGUCAUACCUUACAUGAAGUGUUUCUUUUGCGAGAAGGGAAAUUUAAGAGAAUUCCAGAUCUUGUGGUGUGGCCAACCAGUCAUAACGAAGUUGUAAAGAUUGUUGAACUUUGUUGUAAACAUAAUGUUGUGUUGAUACCUUUUGGAGGUGGAACAAGUGUAUCGUCUGCUUUAGAAUGUCCAUCAGAAGAGAAAAGAAUGAUUGUCUCCCUUGACACAUCACAAAUGAACAAAAUACUGUGGGUUGAUGAAAAGAAUUUAACAGCAUGUUGUGAAGCUGGCAUAAUAGGUCAAGAUCUAGAACGACGGUUAUCUGAAAAAGGAUUUUGUACAGGGCAUGAACCAGAUUCUAUGGAGUUCAGUUCACUAGGUGGAUGGGUAGCUACCAGAGCAUCAGGCAUGAAAAAGAAUAUCUAUGGCAAUAUAGAAGAUCUAGUAGUCCAUAUUAAGUUUGUAACACCUAAGGGUGUAAUGGAAAAGAGUUGUCAAGUCCCCAGAAUGUCAUCUGGGUUGGAUAUCCAUCAUUUCAUAAUGGGUUCAGAAGGUACCUUAGGUGUAGUUACGGAAGUAACAUUAAAGAUCCGACCUAUACCUACAUGUAGAAAGUAUGGUUCUAUUGUGUUUCCACAGUUUGAGAAUGGAGUUAAUUGUAUGAGAGAAGUAGCCAGACAGAGGUGUGCUCCAGCAUCCAUUAGAUUAAUGGACAAUCAACAGUUCCAAUUUGGUAGUGCUUUAAAACCAGAGAGUAAAUCACUCCUUCAAAGUUUUAUUGAGGGAAUCAAAAAGUUUUAUGUUACAAAACUUAAAGGAUUUGAUCCACAUAAGUUAGCAGUGGCUACUUUAUUGUUUGAAGGUACAAAUGAGGAAGUUGCUGCACAAGAAAAAAGAGUAUAUGAAAUUGCUGCACAAUUUGGAGGUUUGCCUGCUGGUGCUGAGAAUGGAGAGAGAGGCUAUAUGUUAACAUUUGUAAUUGCAUAUCUUAGGGAUUUAGGAUUUGAAUAUUAUAUUGUAGCUGAAUCUUUUGAGACAUCUGUACCAUGGGACAGAUGCUUGGACCUGUGCAAUAAUGUAAAGGAUAGACUUUAUAGAGAAUGUAAAGAACAUGGUAUUCAAUUUCCACCAUAUAUCACUUGUAGGGUUACACAGACAUAUGAUGCAGGUGCUUGUGUUUAUUUUUAUUUUGGCUUUAAUUAUAGAGGCAUUUCUAAUCCAGUUCAAGUAUAUGAGGCAAUAGAGAAUUUAGCGAGAGAAGAGAUCUUAGCAAAUGGAGGAAGUGUUUCACAUCACCAUGGAAUUGGAAAGAUCAGAAAACAGUUCUUAAAACAGACAGUUGGUGAUAUUGGAGUAGGAACAAUGAAAGCCAUAAAGAACUACAUUGACCCUGAUAACAUAUUUGGAAAUGAUAAUUUAAUGAUUGGAGACCUUUCUUCUAAACUGUAGACGCUGGGCUAUUUAAUUUGUAAACUAUCUGUGAUAUCACUCUUCAUAUUUCUAUUUUUUUACAUGUCGAACAUGAUAUCAUGCCAUUCUUAAUCGCUUAUGCUAGAUAAAAGCAAAUUUCACAAAUUAUUUUUGUUCCAUGAUGUAAAAUAUUUUGAAAUACACCAACAAAUGUAACAUAUGUGUAAAAGUUUGUAGACAUGUUAAUUUUCAUAGCUGCAAUUUACAAAAUUAUGUGUCUUUUAUUAUCAGCAUAUUUUUUGUUGGUUGCGAGAAAGUCGCAAAAAAUAGUACACAUCAGUGGGACCCUUUUAUAAGAAGGUAACAUCAGGAACCUCAUACAUCUUUAAUCCCUUCAGAAAGAACUAUUACAACUUGAGAAUCUGAUAACAGCAUUAGACUUGAACAAACUUGCAGCAUUCAUAAUAAAUAAACAAGAUUUACAAAUAAUUUUUAUUGAUUGGUAUUGCACUAAAUGGUAAUAUAAUAAUACAGUAUAAUUAAUAUUUAUAUCAUGUACUUCAUAAUUAUGUAGAUCUAGAAAAUUAAUAAAAAUUAAUUCAAA